Chelmon rostratus (copperband butterflyfish) is the source of this 4983-nucleotide messenger RNA. Its product is annotated as coatomer subunit beta'-like. Gene Ontology annotation, cellular component: COPI vesicle coat. Gene Ontology annotation, molecular function: protein binding; structural molecule activity. Gene Ontology annotation, biological process: intra-Golgi vesicle-mediated transport; intracellular protein transport; endoplasmic reticulum to Golgi vesicle-mediated transport. The transcript is spliced from 22 exons. The record is from RefSeq and is a predicted model, not a curated record. NCBI's taxonomy places the organism in Eukaryota, Metazoa, Chordata, Actinopteri, Chaetodontiformes, Chaetodontidae. Bases 98 to 3784 code for a protein of 1228 amino acids.
CUUUGAGAGUGAGCUCCGCAGCAGAAGCGCGGCUCCAGCAGCAGGGAGGCCGGUCUCAUCAGUGAACAGCGCCGCAGAGACUCACUGACGUGGAAACAUGCCUCUGCGGUUGGACAUCAAGCGGAAGCUGACAGCCCGGUCAGACCGGGUGAAGAGUGCGGAUCUGCACCCCACUGAGCCGUGGAUGAUGGUCAGCCUCUACAGCGGCACCGUGGUGGUCUGGAAUCACGAGACACAGAUGAUGGUGAAAACCUUCGAGCUGUGCGACCUGCCUGUCAGAGUGGCCAAGUUUGUAGCCAGGAAACACUGGGUCAUUGCUGGAGCAGAUGACAUGGUGAUCCGUGUGUUCAAUUACAACACCCUGGAGCGCGUUCACAUGUUUGAGGCUCACGCUGACUACAUCCGCUGUAUCGCUGUCCACCCUACGCAGCCCUACAUCCUCACCAGCAGCGAUGACAUGCUGAUCAAGUUGUGGGACUGGGACAGGAAGUGGUUGUGCAGUCAAGUGUUUGAGGGGCACACUCACUAUGUCAUGGCGAUCGUCAUCAACCCCAAAGACAACAACCAGUUUGCCAGCGCCUCCCUGGACAGAACCGUUAAGGUGUGGCAGCUGGGCUCCAAGACUCCCAACUUCACUCUGGAGGGCCACGAGAAGGGGGUCAACUGUGUUGAUUACUACAAAGGAGGAGACAAGCCCUACCUCAUAUCAGGGGCUGACGACCGCCUGGUCAAGAUCUGGGAUUAUCAGAACAAAACCUGUGUCCAGACCCUGGAGGGUCACGCCCAGAAUGUGACCUGCGUCAGUUUCCAUCCCGAGCUGCCAAUCAUCCUCACAGGCUCUGAGGAUGGCACUGUUCGAGUGUGGCACUCCAACACCUACCGACUCGAAAACACACUCAACUAUGGCAUGGAGAGGGUGUGGUGCAUAUGUGGCCAGCCUGGCUCCAACAGUGUGGCCAUGGGCUAUGAUGAAGGCAGCAUCAUCAUCAAGCUCGGUCGGGAGGAGCCAGCCAUAUCCAUGGACUCCAGCGGGAAGGUCAUGUGGGCUCGCCACUCCGAGGUGCAGCAGGCCAACCUGAAGGCCAUGGGAGAGGCUGAGAUCGGGGACGGAGAGAGGCUGCCGCUGGGUGUCAAAGACAUGGGCAGCUGUGAGAUUUACCCCCAGACCAUCCAGCACAGCCCCAAUGGGAGAUUUGUUGUGGUGUGUGGAGAUGGGGAGUAUAUCAUCUACACGGCCAUGGCCCUGAGGAACAAGAGCUUCGGCUCAGCCCUGGAGUUUGUCUGGGCGCAUGACUCCUCGCAGUAUGCCGUCAGGGAAGGCAACAGUAUGGUCAAGAUAUUUAAGAACUUUAAAGAGAAGAAGGCUUUUAAACCAGACUUUGGGGCUGAAGGUAUCUUUGGUGGUUUCUUACUGGGAGUGAGGUCAAACAGUGGUCUGGCCUUCUGUGACUGGGAGAGCACAGGACUGAUCCGCCGUAUCGAGAUCCAGCCUAAACAUAUCUUCUGGUCGGACUCCGGUGAGCUUGUGUGCAUCGCUACAGAUGAGUCUUUCUUCGUGCUGCGCUAUCUGCCAGAGAGAGUUGCAGCAGCUCAGGAGUCCAAGGAAGAGAUGACAGAAGACGGGAUUGAGGACGCCUUCGAGGUGCUGGGGGAGAUCCCAGAAGUGGUGAAGACAGGCGUUUGGGUGGGAGACUGCUUCAUCUACACCAGCUCUCUUAACAGACUGAACUACUACGUUGGAGGGGAGAUCAUCACCAUUGCUCACCUGGACAGGACCGCAUAUCUGCUGGGCUACAUCCCAAAGGAUGAUCGUCUGUACCUGGGAGACAAGGAGCUGAAUGUCAUCAGCUACUCCCUGCUGCUUUCAGUGCUGGAAUACCAGACGGCUGUCAUGAGGAGGGACUUCAGCACGGCCGACAAGAUCCUACCCACAAUUCCCAAGGAGCAAAGGAUCAGGGUAGCCCACUUUUUGGAGAAACAGGGCUUCAGACAGCAGGCCCUGGCUGUCUCCACUGACCCAGAACACAGGUUUGACCUGGCCCUGCAGCUGGGAGAGGUCAACGUAGCCUACCAACUGGCCUUGGAGGCAGAGUCAGAGCAGAAAUGGAAGCAGUUGGCAGAGCUCGCGACGACAAAGUGCCAGUUUAGCUUGGCCCAGGAGUGUCUGCACCAAGCUCAGGAUUAUGGGGGAUUAUUGCUGUUGGCCACCGCCUCGGGCAACGCCGACAUGGUGGGCAGAUUGGCUGAGGGUGCAGAGAGGGAUGGCAAGACCAAUGUGGCCUUUCUCACCUACUUCCUGCAGGGAAGAUUGGAAAAAUGUCUGGACCUUCUCAUCAAAACAGAUCGGUUGCCAGAAGCUGCAUUUCUGGCAAGAACAUAUCUGCCCAGCCAUGUGUCAAGGGUGGUGAGGCUGUGGAAGGAGAGUUUGUCCAAGGUCAACCAGAAGGCAGCAGAUGCUCUGGCUGACCCCACCCAGUACAGCAACCUGUUCCCUGGCCUCCAGCAAGCCCUGCUGGCUGAGCAGUACCUGAAGGAGACUCACACCAGGGUCAGGCCUGCCGCAGAAUACCCACUCAUCAUGCCCAAUGAGGACCGCAAUGUUCUGGAGGAAUCUGCAGGUUUUGGGCCUAAAGGAGAGCUCAGUGAGCCAGAGAAUAUAAUCCUGCUUGGUCUACAGGAAGUGAUGAAGAGCAUGGAUGAACCAGUCAUAGGAGCAGCAGUGACAGAGGCUGUAUCUGCAGCGACAGUGGUGGAAGAACUCAUUCCAGUAAAUCAGAUUAGUGAUCCUGUUUCAGCAAUAGAAGAAGAACUCAUCCCAGCAGCAGCAUCCCCUCUGCCUGCCACAGUAACACAAGUGCAUGUUGAAGCAGACUCAGUGUCUUCUGAGGAGGACACCAUCACUAAAGCUGAGGAGGCUUCAGUCUCUGUAGAGGAAGACAUUUUGGAGUCCACCACAAAGAUCUCCCCCACAGAGUCAGGGAUGGUACAGUCCAGUCCCUUGGAAGAUGUCGGAUCAUCAGCUGAGACAGAUGUUCUGGACAGUUCUCCAGCAACUGAUGCUGUACCUGCUGCUUCUGAAACAUCCCCAAGUGAGACAACCACCACGGCAACAGAGGAAACACCAAGUGAGACAAAAACCAUAGCAACAGAGGAUGUCAUAGUCAGCACUGGUCUGACAGUUGAUACAGAUAUAACAGAAUCUAUAACAACUGGGGAAAUUCCUGUUUAUGAAGAAGUGGAGGCAGGUAUCAUCUCCUCAGAAGCACCAACCAUCAUAGAUACAGCAGCAGAGGAGACUCGUGUUAUUGAGGAACUUGUAUCAGAAACAGCACCUUUACCUGUUGCAGUGGAGGAGCUCAUCUCAUUUGAAGACACAGCCAGUCCAGCACUGGAUGUGCCUGUUCAGGUCCAGGCUUUUCCAGAUAUGGUCCUUGAUCCACUGCUAGACCCACUUGGAGAUGCAGAGCCAGUAUUGACACCAGUAACAGUACAAGCACCAGAACAAGGGGAACAAACCACGGCUCUCCCAGUAAAGCCCGACGACACCCUGGAGCCUGCUGUGGCUCUGCAGGCUGAGCCAGAGGUUUUAUCCCCAGCAGCAGCUCCUGCAGAGGGCACUGUAGCAGAGCAGGAGGCAGGUCCUGGGGGAGCUGAGGAGCCAGCAGAGGACCUGGAGGCAGAGCUGAAUGACGAGGUCCUGAAUGAUCUGGACCUGGACAGUUUCGACCUGGAAGAUAUCGACACCACAGAUGUCAACCUGGAUGAGGAUUUCUUGAAUGAAUAGGAAGAGAAAUCUUUCACAAGCCAAACUUUUCAGUUUUUUCUUGGACCAAAGAACACAAAGGGCUGUUUCCCAGGACAGUGAUAAGCUGCAAGUGCCUUGUCUGCUUUGUGUACUUUUGCGGUAGUGUAGGAAUAAAUAGACUAAUGGUGUAUCUCCAGGAAAGCAGGUUUAACCUCAACUUCAGCCACAGCCUUGAUCAACAGGCUGCGUGUAAGCCCUACCAGACCAAACCCACGGCCCAGUGGCCUUCUGUGGUUAAUCAAGGGUAGAUUCAAAGGACAAAAAUAUGUUAAAGGGGAAACUGGGAUAAGACAUAAAGUAGCAUGUGAGUGCAGGGUACACUCCAGCCAAAGUAUCCAGCUCAGACUAUUGUCGAUGAACGUUUGCUAUUCAAUCAUUACUGCAACAGUCACGACAGUUUGUGUUUUUGAGUUCUUUCACAUCGCUAAUUUAAGUGUCAUCAGUCUACAGUAAAAAUCCAUGUAGUGGUGCAGUGCUUCACCAGCUGACUGCUAUAUGCAGAAGGGUUGCAAUAGUAUGAGAUUUCCACGGUACGAUAGUCACAGAAAACAUCAGUUUCACAGUAUACAGUAUAUCAGUUAUAAUGUCUCUUAAAGGAGUGAAAACAGUUGGUUUUUCACACAAUAUGUCCUGACAGACGUGAAACUCAAUGUAAACUAAUACUAAUGUACACGGUAUUGUAAUACCAUGUUACAACAUUACACUGUCAUACCGCUGCAACCCUAAUGUGCACUGUCAUGGGAAAUAAUGAAGAAUUACUCUCAGUACCUCUUCUUCCUCAUACCUCGUAACACCACUGUAGAUCAGGGUGUUAUCCAAACCACUGAGAAAUGCUCUAAGAUUAAACAUUGCUUUGAUUCUUGAAGUGAAAUUUAACCAUUCAUUUAACAUUCCUGCUCCGUCUUACCUCAUUGGAACAAUAGUUUUGAAUUUCUAUGGAGGACUGAGGAGGAGUGUCUUUAUUACCUGUCUCUUGUUGAUGUUGUUAUAGUUUGGCGCGUAUUUACUUCUCAAAGCUUGUAUCAACUCAUCCUGCUGCUUUUCGUUUAUAAGAUAAACUGAUAGGAAAUCUACAGCAUGUUUCUGUUAGAGGUGUCACAUGUAUGUUUUUUAAGAUUGAGUUUGGGUGGUACUGUGUGUCUGGACUUGAAAAGUGCAUUAUAUCAAUAAAGUCUUCC